GGCUACAUGUAUCGAGGAUUCUGCCGAUGUUCUAUGGGCACAAGGGUAGAGGUCCCUGCAUUUUGCUCGCUCCUUCAGAUAUGGGUGUGGACUAGGUUGAGACCUUUUCAGCCCAUACCAGCUCACCCUCCCGCUGACUAUCUUACUGUUCCGAUGCCAUACGCGCGGAGAUGGUCGAGAGGCGUACGCCGUCGUGCGGAGACGCACCACAGCCUUCUCCCGUUUAGGGAUCAGCUAGACCGCAUGACGGCGCAAACGGCUUUUAUAUGGACGCCGUAUGAUCAUAUUUUGGAUGAGCUGCCGGCGUUUUGUAGGGCUGGUCAGCACAUGUGGAUGUCGAUGUGUCCAUUGAUACAUAUGGAUAUCGUUGAGUAUCACGCGCUCGACCGCGUGUUAAGGCAGUUUGGGUAUGUACAGAAUAUACCCGCGGCUAUGGAUUGGGAGCAUGACCACUAUGCGAGGGACGAGCGUGCGGGCGUCGAUGAUACAUGGCAACUCCAUAUGCAGCAGCAGGUCUAGAGUUGGGAUCUGAGGAUG
Molecule: messenger RNA, 537 nt
Organism: Lycium ferocissimum
Lineage: Eukaryota; Viridiplantae; Streptophyta; Magnoliopsida; Solanales; Solanaceae
Product: serine/threonine-protein phosphatase 7 long form homolog
Exons: 3
Coding region: 7-519 (170 amino acids)
Source: RefSeq, a predicted model, not a curated record